AUGGCUCGUUCAACAUCAACAACAUUAAAUAAACUAACAGAAUACGAAAACUUACAACAAAUCUUAGAUAAAGUACGUGAUUUAAAACAAUCAUUAGCUAAUUUUUUUACAGAAUAUGAACAUGGUCAACCAUCAUGGCCAACAAUACUUGAUGAAAUGAAUGUUUUAUCAUCUCAAAUAACAACAUUACGUACAUCACUACGUCAAAUAUUACCAAUAUUACGUAUAAAUUCUAUUAUACCAAUGUGUUUAUCACCUGAAAAUGAUCCACAUGUUGAACAAUUAACUGAAAGACGUUUAUCUAUAUUUAAUCAUGAUUAUAUGCCACAAUUAUUACGUACAAAAAAUUUACCUGAAAUUGAAGAACGUGAACGUUUAUUAAAUACAAAUUCUAAUACAAAUAAUAGUAAUACAUUUGGUCGUACAAUAACAACAUCAAAGGAAAUUGAAAUACGUGUACAAGAAUUAAAUUCUUUAUUAAGUAAAAUAAACGAUAUAUUUCGACAUACAAAAGAUAUGACAGAAAAAACUGAAAAACAAUUUGAUAAACAAACAUUUACAAGUCCAUUAGAAACAAAACGUUUAUUAGAUGCAAUGAAUAAUGGUACUGGUCUUAAAGGACCUGAUACAUCAUCAUCACCAAUAACAACAAAUGAACAAGCUAAUUCAAAUCAACAAAUGUCAAUACAACCACAACGUCCAUUAGCACCAUCAGUUAGAAUAAGAACAGUACCAAGACAAAAUCGAUAG
Molecule: messenger RNA, 750 nt
Organism: Rotaria sp. Silwood2
Lineage: Eukaryota; Metazoa; Rotifera; Eurotatoria; Philodinida; Philodinidae
Source: the annotation of a GenBank genome assembly